Molecule: messenger RNA, 1914 nt
Organism: Saccostrea cuccullata (small rock oyster)
Lineage: Eukaryota; Metazoa; Mollusca; Bivalvia; Ostreida; Ostreidae
Exons: 3
Coding region: 1-1914 (637 amino acids)
Molecular function (GO): zinc ion binding
Source: RefSeq, a predicted model, not a curated record
AUGAGAGAGAAUAACAAUGGAGACGUUUGUGCCUGUGAUAUGAAUGUCGAUACAGUGACAGUGAUGAACAAGACAGGAAGAGUCCGAUUCCGUUAUGAUGGUACACCAGCCAGUAGAAAUAAACCAUUCAAACCUAUAGACAUUGCCACUGGCCCACUGAGCCAGAUCAUUACAAGCUCCCCAAUGCUCACUCCUGUCUGUACUCUGCUAUUUUCCACUUCGAAAAGGAAAAAGAUGUGGUCUUCGCCCACUUGGGCACAGGACGUGUUCACGUGUGACCUUAACUGUGACAACCCCACCCAGCAAUUCUGUAACAGCUGCCAGGUCAGUUUGUGUGGGGACUGUAUAAAUAAACAUGUAGAAAGUCUGAAGUCUGAAACACAUGACAUUGUUCCCUUUAAAGACAGAAGUGAACGUCUCGUAUUCACAUCAUGUGCUUCUCAUCCAAACCAGAAAUGUGAGGGACAUUGCCAACAAUGUGGUGUCCCCGUCUGCUUCAGAUGUCUCACAGGUCCCCACAGCGGCCAUACUGUCAAAGAUAUGUCAGAGGUGGUACAACAGAUGAAAGAAGAAAUCAAAACAGAAACUGAGGAAAUUGAGUUUCUUAUUUCAAGAUUAACGAUAAGUGGAGCAAGCAUUGAUCAGAAGAUAUCUAACAUGACUGAAAAAUUCAAAACAAUGGAGAGAGAGGGAGAAAAUCUUAGAAAAACCUGGCACAAAGAAGUAGACAACAUUUUCGACACACUACAAUUAACCAUUAGGAAAAUGAAGAAUAGAAGACUCUCAGCUUUCAAAACAUACCAGUCCAUGCUGCAGAAUUCAGCGUCAAACUUAGGUCUGAAAACAAAAGAGAACAAGAAAAUCCUAAAGUCCAAUAAAGUAUCUGAUGUUCAAAACUACAAAUCAGAUCUUAAGGAUUUCAGGGACAUUCCUAUAGAUGUUGAUAUGAAGAUUCCUUCCUUAAAAAUCAACACAGUUCAGGGGGGAGAACUCAGCAUAGAAUUAGGAGAAUACAAGGCUACACUGACACAGACAUCCAUAUCCAGUGGGACAGAAGAUAUCUCCGUUUUAUAUGUGAGAAAAUUAUUGGACAAAGCUCAAGUUAUUGCUAACAUUCCUUCUGGUAUUAUCCCUUUAGGUACCAUUAUCUGCAUUGGAUCGAAUGAAGUUUGGGCGUGUGGUGAAGACAAAUUUAUAAGACGUAUUAACAUACGUGGAUUUAUGAAAGACAUGAUUAACACCGAAUGUAAACCUUGUCCAAAUGAUAUUUCAGUGACCAGACAGGGAGAACUGAUAUACAGUGAUUACGGAAACAGAACAGUGAACAUCGUCAGACAGGGGAGGAUAGAGACAUUGAUCACUCUACCUCAGAGAUGGCAUCCACUGGGAUUCUGCUGUACUAGAUCAGGCGACAUACUAAUAAGUAUGUAUACUCCUGAUGAAUUUCAUAAAAAAAUAGUCCGGUUUCAGGGACAAACAGCAAGUACAGAAAUUGAUAAAGAUGGCCUCGGACACAAUAUAUUUAAAUGUGGAGAAAUGGGACUUUGUGUUGAGGAAAAUUACAAUGGGGAUAUUUGUGCCUCUGAUUAUGAUGCCAAGACAGUGAUAGUGAUGGACAAGACAGGAAGAGUCAGAUUCAAAUAUGAUGGUACAGAAGCCAGGAGAAAUAAACCAUUCCAACCUAUGUACAUUGGUACAGACUCUCAUAGUCUGAUUAUUAUAACUGAUGUUAAUAAUGACUGUCUUCAUAUUUUAUAUCAGAAUGGACAGUUUAUCAGAUGUGUUGACAAUUGUGGACUUCUGAGACCUGUUCGACUGAGUGUGGACAGGAAGGGGAGGUUAUGGGUUGGGAGUCAAGAAUCGGGUGAGAUAAAAGUGAUCCAGUACCUGGAGGUAAAGAAACAUCCACUGUGA